Plasmodium gonderi is the source of this 1074-nucleotide messenger RNA. RefSeq names its product variable surface protein. The record is from RefSeq and is a predicted model, not a curated record. Lineage: Eukaryota; Apicomplexa; Aconoidasida; Haemosporida; Plasmodiidae. The transcript has 3 exons. Bases 1 to 1074 code for a protein of 357 amino acids.
AUGACUGAAGAUGUAUUGGAUAUAAGAAAAUUAAGCAGGCUUUAUCCGUUUUUAAAAGAGACAUGGAACUUAUUUGAAGAACUUGAUGAAACAGUAGAGAUAAAAUUACAAAAUAAAAUAUAUGAAGACAUAUGCAAUGGGGUUGCCCUUAUAUUAAAACAACAUGAUAAAAAGUACAUUGAUUUCUGCAAGAAGCUUGUAAGAAAUUAUAAUCUACUUUGUAAUAAUCCAGGUGAAUGCAAAAUUAAGCCUAGCUAUUGUAAUGACUUGAACAAUUGGUUGUAUUAUUAUAUAAAAAAAGAAAACCUCGAUGGAGAAAUUUUUAGUAAUUUUUUCAAUGAUAUUAUAAGACAAUCGAAAUUUUAUGCUCCCCAAAACAGAAUGUGCUUAUAUUCAUACGAUACAAAUUAUUCAGAACCCAAUAAAAUUGUAAUGUUAAACAUAUUUGAAUCUAACAUAAGUGUAAUUAUUAGCGUGUUAAAAGGUCAGUAUGAUGUAAUGAAAUGCUACUGUCAAGAAUUUGUCAAGGAGAUAGUACAAAUAUAUAAAACCAUGAAUGAAAAGUAUUGUAGAAAUGGAAAUGGUACAAUAGAAAAAAAUGUGAGCACUUGUUCCAAACUAAGGACUUUUAGUAGUUUGUACACAGGAUAUAUCUAUAAUGAAGAAUCUAUGAAAAGUAUAUUACCGUCAUUAACAUCUAAUAAUAAUAUAGAAUUUAUGAGUUGUGAAUCGAAUGUUGAAGAAAAAAAAUUACAAUUAGAAAACGAAAUGUCAGCAUUAACUCAGGUUUAUACAAAAAAUGAACUCCAAGAAUUUGAGCACCAAAGCUCAAAUAUACCCACAAUAAAUAUUAUACCAACAGUUCUAUCAAUAAUUGGUGGAAUAUUAUCCUUUUUUAUGUUAUCCUAUAAGUUCACACCAAUUGGUAACAUGUUUCGCUCCAAGAAAAGGGUAAAAAAAAUAAAAAGUAUUUACGAUAGAGAUGAGGAAAAAGAAUUAUUUUACCAUACACCAGAUAAAGCAAAUAUAUAUUCAUAUAAUAAGAGAUAUGAGAUAGCAUAUGGAAGAUUAUGA